This is a messenger RNA of Mesocricetus auratus (golden hamster), 1432 nucleotides long. RefSeq names its product family with sequence similarity 166 member A (gene Cimip2a). The transcript has 10 exons. NCBI's taxonomy places the organism in Eukaryota, Metazoa, Chordata, Mammalia, Rodentia, Cricetidae. The record is from RefSeq and is a predicted model, not a curated record. The coding region runs from base 362 to 1324 and encodes 320 amino acids.
AAAGGAACAUCGUCAGAUCAGAAGGGGCUCUCCUACAAGGUCUCCAUCCUCUGGCCCCUCCCUACCUACCGAGAUCGUCACCCAGCACUGGCCCUGACUGACACUUCUCUGGCUAGAUGGAUGGAGACGUGAGGAAACAAGUUUGACUGGACAAAGGGAUCACAGGCUGCCCAGAGCCGCCUCCUUUGAGAACGUAAUUGAUGGUGUGAAGGGGAACAAGCCUAUUGGACAAUCUGCACAGCUGUCAUUUGGGAAACCUGACUCAGUGCUGACUUCUUCAGUGGAGAAGGACUAGGGUCUCUUUUCAGGGAAAGAAGGUGGACCACAAAGGGCUGAACCACCAAGAGCAGAGUCAAAGAAAAUGACAGCUACUCAGAAACACAACCUCUUCACUCCAGAACCCCACUACAUCCCUGGCUAUGCUGGUUUCUACCCUCAACUGCGCUACCAGGUGGGGAACACCUAUGGCCGCACCACUGCGCAGUUGCUCACAGACCCCAGCGUACAGAAGAGCCCCUGCUCUGUUCUGUCACCUAUGUCCAAGCCCAAGUUCAUCGAGGACUUCAGCAAGUCUAAGCCACCAUGGAUUCCCUGCAGGGACCUGACAGAGCCUUACAUCCCCCACUAUACCAGUCUGAAACCCUACAAGAAUUUUGAGAUCCUGGGCCAGGUCCCACGACAGGAGAUGAACACCCAGGGGCCGCCACCGGUGGAGAACAUAUCCAGAGAGGUUCCACUACCUGCAGACUUCAUGCCUUAUCCUCCCUACCCACCAUUUCCUCCGGGCAGAAAGGCAGAAGCUAAAGACCUAGGACACCCAGGUCUACUGAUGGCAUAUGGGGAAGAGGCCUGGAAAAAUGCAGCACCUCUUCAGGAGACCCCGGGGAGGUACCAGCUAUACCACUGCAGGAGGGACGAGUUCCUGCCUCCACAUCCCCAGCAGGAGACACUAGAUGUGGGCAGGUUCCAGCGACUACCUCAGCUAGACCACCCCAACCUAAUUCAACGCAAGGCCAUCUCAGGGUAUGCUGGCUUUGUCCCCCGGUUUGCCUGGGUGAUGGGAAUGAAUUACCGUGAUGGAGUCACACAAGCCAUGGAUGAGUUUGACAAGAACCAGUUCAUGUUCAAAAACCCAGUCUGUGCUCUGGGUGAAAGGCUACCCAGGACUCACUGGCCAAACACCACCAUCUACAGAAGCCAAGGCCUGAUUCCUUUCUACAUGGGCUUCAUCCCAUCCAUGCAGGACAACUAUGCACUGACAUUCGGUAAUAGCACCCGAAAAGCCUGUCAGAAGGAACUGGAGAGGCGAAGACACACGCUAUGAAUUGCUUUAAUGGUGGUAUCUGUACAAGUGAUGUCAGGACGGGACAGCAAAUGCACAGUGGACAUGGCUAGCAGACAGGCUGUGAAAGAAUAAAGAGUUCACACUGCU